CGUCGCAGCCGUCCACUAGGCAUGAUCAUAUGAAGAUGAGUGUGCAGCUCUUCGCGCCUCAGCAACUUCGUCCUCCACAAUCAUCAUUACUUGGAACCAACAGUUCUCAUCGUGCUCUUCACAAUGUCUACCUACGAAGGAAGGCUAUUCAUCAAUGGAGAACUUCAAGCGGCUUCGUCUGGGCGCACAUUCGAACUAAAGAACCCAACGACCAACGAAGUGAUUGCAGAUGUCUCGGUUGCGCAGCAGGAAGACGUCGACAGAGCUGUUGCAGCAGCCCAGAAAGCGCAGCCUUCCUGGGCAGCCACACCAGCGUAUCUGCGAGCACGAGUUCUCCGAAAGUUUGCUGAUCUCGUGCAUCAACAUACCACAAAGAUCCAAGAGCUCGACUCUGUGAGCAUGGGAAAACCCGUCGCCUUGGCCGAGGGUGACGUCGAGGAAGGGCGGAAUAUCACGAACUAUUUCUCGGGCCUUAUUGAACUCGCAGAUGGGCAGACCUCUGUCAAUAGCCCCGACCAUCUGAACAUGAUGAUCCGGCAGCCAUAUGGAGUAGUGGCCGCCAUUAUUCCCUGGAACUUCCCGGCUAUGUUGUUUUGCCAUGAGAUAGCUCCGGCGUGUGGAGCAGGCAAUGCGAUGAUUCUGAAGACAUCAGAGAAGGCACCUCUCAGUGGUAUUUUCCUGGCUCAGCUUUGUUUGGAAGCUGGAUUUCCUCCAGGGAUUGUGAACGUUAUCUCUGGUGCUGGAGAUACAGGAGCACUGCUGUCAUCUCAUAUGAAAAUACGCAAGAUCAGCUUUACUGGGUCAACCAAUGCCGGGAGAGCUGUCAUGCAAGCAGCUGCGCAAUCUAACCUUAAGGACGUGGCCCUCGAGCUUGGUGGGAAGAGUCCCCUGGUAGUUUUCGCCGACGCAGAUCUCGAUCACGCAGCGCAGAUGUCGCUACGAUCGUUCACAUUCAACUCUGGCCAAACGUGCACUGCCUCUACUCGCCUCUAUGUCGAGAAGGUGGUAGCAUCGAAGUUCAAGCAACUGUUGGUUGAUGGGGUGAAAAGGUUGGCACAGGGUCCACCAGCUCAGAAAACCACAGAUCUCGGUCCCCAGGCCGACUCGACACAGGCGUCAUCAAUUUCAAGAUUCUUGGAGACUGCUAAAAGCGAAGGACAGGUUCUAGUAGGUGGUGAACGAGCAACAGACGUUGGUGAUAAUUUCAUCCAACCAACCAUUUUCACUGGCCUCAAAGACAGCAGUAAUAUCAAUCAGCUUGAAGUUUUUGGGCCAGUUCUGGUCCUGCAUGAAUUCAGUGACGAGGAAGAGGUGAUUCAAAGAGCCAACGAUACGGAAUACGGCCUUUACGCAUCGGUCUUCAGCACUAACAUCAACAAGGCGUUAAGAGUGGCCAGAGCUCUGGAAGCUGGAUCGGUUGGUGUCAAUGAAACCUCACCAUACGGGGCUUAUGAAUUGCCAUUUGGUGGCUUCAAAGCUUCGGGUAUUGGACGUCAGAAAGGGUCAGAUGCGGUUCGUUCUUGGACACAGGAGAAGACGGUCUACAUACACCACGGAUAGAGUCCUCAAUAUGAGGUUAGCUGCUGACAAAAGCGCCGAGCACUAGCAACUGUUGGUAUUAAGUUGAGAGGGAAUAAACAUGCCCAUCAUUACAUCGUUAGUACACUCAGACAGAG
Messenger RNA from Exophiala xenobiotica, 1676 nucleotides. RefSeq lists its product as uncharacterized. Bases 124 to 1560 code for a protein of 478 amino acids. The record is from RefSeq and is a predicted model, not a curated record. The transcript has 9 exons. Gene Ontology annotation, molecular function: aldehyde dehydrogenase (NAD+) activity. NCBI's taxonomy places the organism in Eukaryota, Fungi, Ascomycota, Eurotiomycetes, Chaetothyriales, Herpotrichiellaceae.